AUGCCUUCUGAAUCUACUGAAUUAAUGAAACGUCUUGUAAAAGAGGCUUCGCAAGUUAGAUUCAUACCUAGUGCGACCUUAACAACACAUUAUCGUUUUGCUAAUUCUUUGUUAACACAGGCAAAACAUUAUAAAAAAGAAAACGAUCUUAUUAAUGCGUAUAAAUUCUACAGGCGAUAUGUCACGCUAGUUUUAGAAAAAUUACCUGAACAUCCAGAAUAUGGAAAUCCAGAACACAAGUUAGAAAAACAAGAACUAGUAAAAAAUGCUAAUUUAGCCUUGAUAGAGAUGCAAAAUAUGGAACCAAUUUUAGAUAGUUAUUUUCGCCGUGUGGAAGCGGGAGAAGCAUUGAAGAAAGAACAAGCAACGAGCUGUUUAAAUGUUCCUAAAACAUCAGAACAUUAUAAAAGAAAGCAACAAAUACAAAAACAGGAUCAAGGGGAUCAGGAUCAGGAGUGUUUCAAUAUUUCAAGAAAUAUUGAGAAUAUUUAUCAGCAUGAAACUACACAUAAUGAAAUUUACAAAUCUUAUCCAACAAAUUGGGGUUUAGUCAAUGAAUCAAAAGACAUUGUCCCAAGUUCUUAUUCAACAGAUUCUUCAUUAAGCGUCUCUGAUCAAAAACCACAUCAUAAUUCACAUAUUCGUUACGAACAUUAUGACACAAAUCAAAAUGAUGGAUAUAUUUAUCCUGCUUCCACUUUCGAUAAUGCUCCUCCAUUAAUACCACCAAAAAUUAAAGACUCACCGCCUAAAUUACCACCUAAACCAAAUGAAUAUCUAUAUGAUGCAUCACCAUCACAUUCACCACGCAGAUCUUCAAAAAUAUCAAUCUCUAAAUCUAGAAAUGAACAUAGUUCUUAUAAAGAUUUAUCAAAAACAUCAAUAUCUAAGUCCAGAAAUGAACACAGUUCUUAUGAAGUUUUAUCAAAAAUACCGAAUGUACCUGAAUACUUUGCUUUUACGGAAAGCGGAGAAGGAUUAAGAACAAUUAUUAUGCCGAUUAAUAUACGUGAUAAGUUUAUACAGAUAUCGGCUCCAAAUACUGCCAAAAAUUUAGAAACUUGCGGUGUUUUAUUGAUUCCAAAACAAAUAUCUACAUCUGAUUCAUGCACAAUGACAAAUGAAGAAGAAUUAUUGAAAUAUGUUGAAAGAAAUGGAUUAUUAACACUUGGAUGGAUACAUACUCACCCAACACAAACUUGUUUUAUGAGUUCAAUGGAUUUACACACACAUUCUGUCUACCAGGUAAUAUUACCUGAAGCAGUAGCAAUUGUGUGUGCUCCAAGUAAAUCACCAAACUUUGGAAUAUUUCGUUUAACCAAUCCACCAGGAUUGCAAACUAUACUUCAGUGUGUAAGAAGAGGUUUUCAUCCACAUAAUUCUAAUGAGAAAAUUGAUAAAGAAAUAUCAAGUUAUGGUCAUGUUGUAAUGGAAAAAAUAGAUUUAACUGUGGUUGAUUUAAGACGAAUUAACAAGAAGUUUUAG
This is a messenger RNA of Entrophospora sp. SA101, 1485 nucleotides long. The record is from the annotation of a GenBank genome assembly. Lineage: Eukaryota; Fungi; Glomeromycota; Glomeromycetes; Entrophosporales; Entrophosporaceae.